This is a messenger RNA of Protopolystoma xenopodis, 708 nucleotides long. NCBI's taxonomy places the organism in Eukaryota, Metazoa, Platyhelminthes, Monogenea, Polystomatidea, Polystomatidae. The record is from the annotation of a GenBank genome assembly.
AUUAUCGACCUUGUGGAUAUUGAUGACGAUAAUGAUGGUAUUCCCGACCACUUAGAUGAUGAUGCUGAUGGAAAUGGGAUUCCAGAUGCCAAAGAGAAACGAGUAUUGCCAAAAGUUAUAAAAAAAGUAGCCCCGGUUGCCGGCAAGCCAACACGCCAGUCGGGCAAACAGGUCGGUUCCGUGGGAGAUAAGAAAAAGGAGGAGCCUGUUAAACCAACUUCCCGCCAAAGCACGACAACACCCGCUCUGCCAACAGCUGCAUCGAAGAAAGACAUCAAAAAGCCCACCUCUCUCAGCCCCUCCACCAAACUUAAGCCUCCCCCGACGAAAAACGAUGAGGACGACGACAAAUCUAAAGACGAAGAUGACAACGAUGAUGAUGAUGAGGAUGAUGAUGAUGAUGAUGAAAAUGAGGAGGCGACAAAGAAGACAAAAGAGAUAAACUUACAACAAGGAAAAUCGAGUAAAUCUCAACCUAAAGCAGCAACAGCAACGUCUAACGCAGCCAGAAAACAAGCUGAUGAGUCUAGUGAGGAUCAGGAAGACGGGGACAAUGAGGAUAAUGAAGAUGCUGAAGAAGAGGAAGAAGAAGAUGAAGAAGAGGAAAAUACUCCAUUUAGAAAGGCUCUAUUAACUGUGCUGAAGAGAUUAGAAGACUUUUUCGGAGUUGAAGAGCACGAGAAGGAAGAUGAGAAAGGAAGGCACUGA